AUGUCGUAUUACUUUGCCAUUAUUGGCACACAAGAUAACCCGCUCUUCGAGCAUGAGUUCGGCACUUCGAAGCAAGGCGGCGAUGGUAUUGCGCGGUUCCCAGAGCAGGCAAGGCAUAUGAACCAGUUCAUUGUUCACAGCAGCUUAGAUAUCGUGGAGGAAGUGCAGUGGGGAGGUGGACAAAUGUAUCUCAAGUGCAUCGACCGCUUCUACAAUAACUACGUUUCCUGCUUCGUCACAGGCGGAAACGUCAAAUUCCUCCUCCUCCACGCUCCCUCGCAACCCGCCGGCGCAAACCAAAAUCGAGCCAGCACCUCCAUCGCCGCGAACCCUACGUCCCCCCAGGCGGAAGAGGCGAUCAAACAGUUCUUUACCGAGGUGUAUGAGAAUUGGGUGAAGACAAUUAUGAAUCCGUUUUAUCAGGUUAAUAUGGAGGUUAAGAGUCCUGUGUUUAGGGGGAGGGUGGCAGCGGCAGGGAAGAAGUAUCUUUGA
Molecule: messenger RNA, 492 nt
Organism: Hyaloscypha bicolor E
Lineage: Eukaryota; Fungi; Ascomycota; Leotiomycetes; Helotiales; Hyaloscyphaceae
Product: trafficking protein-like protein particle complex subunit 2
Exons: 3
Coding region: 1-492 (163 amino acids)
Biological process (GO): endoplasmic reticulum to Golgi vesicle-mediated transport
Cellular component (GO): nucleus; cytoplasm; TRAPP complex
Source: RefSeq, a predicted model, not a curated record